Messenger RNA from Sardina pilchardus (European sardine), 3032 nucleotides. RefSeq names its product serine/threonine-protein kinase PLK4-like. The transcript has 10 exons. Gene Ontology annotation, molecular function: ATP binding; lipid binding; protein tyrosine kinase activity. Gene Ontology annotation, biological process: lipid transport; lipoprotein metabolic process; protein phosphorylation. Lineage: Eukaryota; Metazoa; Chordata; Actinopteri; Clupeiformes; Clupeidae. The record is from RefSeq and is a predicted model, not a curated record. Gene Ontology annotation, cellular component: extracellular region. The coding region runs from base 185 to 1906 and encodes 573 amino acids.
CGAGUUUCACUUUUGGGUCAAGCAGGCUGCAUUGUACAAGGAGGAGUUUCUAUUCUGAUGAACCUCAAGUCGUCCACAAGUCGUCCAACAGACGCCGUCAAUUUGAACAAUAUAACCACUUUUUCUGUUUCAGGUUCUGGGUGGGGUCAGUGCUAUGCCCAAGCCUGGUUGACAGCUGGUAAGAAUGGGUGGCCAACCAAGCGUCCUGCAGCAACACGGUUUCACUCUAGUGAGACAGGAGGGCGGGGCCAGCCUGGUGAAGUCACAGGAAGGCCAUCAGUAUGUCGUCAGAGAGGUCAAUAAAAACACAGAGGAUGUUUUCACCGUGAAUGAAAUUCUCAAAAGCCUGCAGCAUCCCCAUAUCAUUGGACAUCAGAAGUCAUUUAAAGAUGGUGGUACAUACUAUGUGUUGGUGGACUACUUUGAAGAAAAUGUGUCCAAAAAGAUGAAAGCCAAGCAAGAACGCGGGGAACAGUUUUCAGAGGAAGAGAUUAUGGAUUACUUUGUCAAGAUUUGCAUGGCAUUGAAGCACUUACACUCCAGCAACACUGUUCACAGAGACCUAAGACCUCAGAAUAUUCUCUUCACUGAGUUUGGAACUGUGUGUUUGGGUGAGCUUCCGGAAAUCAAAGAAAGAGCUGGUGUAAAGAGUGACUCUACAGGGGAACUAACUAACAUCCCCCCUGAAAUCCUAAAGGGAGAUUCAUAUCAUGACAAGAGUGAUAUUUGGUCCUUGGGCUGUCUGCUCUAUGAAAUGUGUAUGAUGAAGAGUCCAUUCACAACAGAGAGUGCAGUGAAUCUGGUUCCUAAGAUCCUGAGUGGUUCUUACGAGCCUCUCCCAGAGACCUUCUCCAAGUCCCUCCACCAGCUCCUCAGCGACGUCCUGCAGACCGACCCGGAACUCAGGCCCUCUGCACAGGAGAUUCUGUGGAGACCAUUUGUCAUCGCCCUCCUCACAGCCCAGAGUGAGCGGACGGUCGCUGAGCUCCAGGAGAGCCUGCAGAAGCUGAGGACCCUGGCUGACGGUCUGGAGAAGGUGCACUUUGGCACCACUGUGGGCAGUCUGACUGGCGGGGUGAUUGGAGCAGCUGGAGGCAUCACCUCCAUCGUGGGCCUCAUCUUGGCUCCCUUCACUCUGGGUGCCUCUCUGAUCGUGACCGGGGUAGGGGUCGGCAUUGCAGUCGCUGGUGGUGCGACCGCAGGAGUCUCCAACAUCACCAACAUGGUCAACCAGUCCACCGACCGCUACAAUGUGAAGAACAUCAUCCGUGAAUUCCAGGAGAAGAUGAACUCGGUGGUGGUCAGCCUCCAGCACAUCUGUGAAGGCCUGGACGCCCUGAGUGUCUCGGGAUCAGCUGAGGGUGGGAAUGGUUCUGGCACGGGGACAGGGAGCGUGACCAAGGCAGGUGUCAGGAUGGGGCGAGGGCUGGGGGCCAUCCCCGAGCUCGUGAGGCUGGCACAGGUGGCAAACUUGGGCAAGGUGGCAGCACAGACCGCCAGGGCCAUCCGCGUGGCGGAGGUGGCCACCGGCAUUUUCUCCGCCUUCUUCCUGGCAGUGGACGUCUUCUUCAUCGCCAUGGACGCCAAGGAGAUCCACAACAUCCGGCAAGCGAGGGCAGAGAAGGCCGCCUCAGAUGACCCCGUCCGGCUGAAGAUGCUGGAGGUCGCCGGCGACACCGGGGGCGCUAUGGAGCUCAUGGACACGGACACCGUGGAGCUGCGAGAGGCCGACUCCAUGACUGAGCUGCAGCCCGGUGCGGCAGGGGAGGCCAAGCCGGAGGUGAAGUCGGAGACCAUGAGGUUCGUCCUGCAGAUCAGGGAGACAGCUGCCCAGCUGCAGGACAGCCUGGAUGAGCUCAGUGACAUCAUCACCUUCAUCCCAAAGGUUGAGGCCUUCAGCCUCUGAAUCACCCACAUGGUGAUAUGUUUCCAUAUUGGCCAUUUCUUUGGGGGGUUGUGCGGGAUGCAAAAAUGUGCGCAUACACCUGCAUACAUUUUUGUUAAUUGGUCUCUUGGACUUUUGAGGAUGCUAUAGGGAUGUAAGUGUAGCGCAUGAAUGUGAACAAGGGAUGUGUAACAGAAAUAGCUACAAAUCAUUAUUAUUGGCUUAAUCAUACUGUAAACUUUUAUGAUUUUUUUUUGUCAUAGAACUGUCAGGAGUUUACAUUGACAAGUGGAAAUAUUUCUCAUGUUUUAAGAAUACUCUUCAUAGCUAUCCAGGCAUGAAAUGCCAAAAAUGGGUUCACGUAUGAUGUUGAGUUACAUUUGUUUUUGUUUGUUUGUUUGUUUGUUUGUUUUUAUCAUAUUCAUAUUAACAGCAGCACUAAAUUGCACACACUUUUAGUGUUUUAACACUCCUCUUCACUGUAAGGUUUGAUUUGUCUUGAAGUGACAUCAUCUUAAGAAUGUGCUGCUGACUUUGUAUGCUUCAAACUUGUCCUUCAUGGUUUAGCUGAAGGUAAUACAUAUGAGUUCAUCUACUGUAUGCACCAGUCAGGUGACCACAUGAUAUUGAACCAUAACCAUAACCAUUGUCACCAUAACCAUAUUCAAAAAGAAGGGUGUACUGUAUGUGCCCAGAGUUUGAUAUCUUUGACUAAAUAUCAUUGUAGACAGCCUAAUACAGCAAGAUAAAGAUGUUUAGGAUUGUUUCUAGUUGACUGGUUAAUUUUCAACUGGACUGGAAUGAAUAACAUCAUAUUUACUAUUUGACUUUACUGGAAAUGUGUUGAUGAAAAGUCCAAAGUAGUUCUCAUUGCCAAUCUUAUUACAGUAUAUGCCAUAAAAUGAUUGACCUCAUAUCUCAGAGCCACUAAGCACCUUAACAGACAUAUUACCAGGCGUCCCUAUACUUUGCCAAGCCUCUGGAACCUGAGCACAGAAAGGAGAGGUAGCCAUGUUUCAGGCCCUCGGGUCUCUGUGUUAAGGUGACAUGUUGAUGUCUGACGUCUGUCUGAACUUGUAUGUUGUGAGUAUGUCUCCUAGUAGCUUCACCAGUAGAAUAGAAUAAAAGUCAAGGCUGCUUCCCUCAA